UAGAACCUGCAACUAAGAUCAAGUGUGUGGAUGAAGUCAGAUCGCUUCUGCUUUCAAGCCCGCCCCCGACCCCAACUAUAAUAAAGCCUGGGUGAGCCACUUAAAUAGCAGAGCGUUCAUACAGCUGAAUCAUCGGCCCACCAGCCUUGGGAGGAGGGGUAAUUAAUCUGCCUAUUUAGGAGGGGCUGCAUUGCGGAGACAGACAGACACAGGCGCACACUCACACUCAGACAAAAGCAAAGCAGAAAAUUCUGCAAGCCUGCCUGCCUCCCAGCUGCAGCAGAAGACGCUUUCGGCACAAAGAAGACCCUGUCAGCUGGGUUAGCAGCCACCAGAUCCAACCUUUCCUUAACACAGGCAGAGAUGCUGGACACGGCGAACAGCCAGUACAACUCCUUCCUCUACUGGAGGAUGCCCAUCCCGGAGCUCGAUCUGGCGGAGCUGGAGGGGCUGGGGUUGACCGACGCGGCGCUCUACAAAGCCAAGGGAGGUGUGGGCAAGCGAUCCGGGGACUGGAAGCAGCUCAGGCAGGACAUCUCCGAGGAAGAUGACGCUCUCCUGCAGUUCAACAGCUUCAAUUUCUGGCGCGCGCCGAUAGCCAGCGUUAGCGCAUUAGAUUUUGAUCUGGUCUGAUGCCAGCGGCCCAGGCACACAACCCGGGUCUUUUUGGUUAGGUCUCUGUGUUGUCCUUUACUUUUAAAGUGGUUGUUGACGAUGCUGAUUAACGAGUCGCCCAGCGAUGACACCUCCAAGGCUUAUUGUCCGUGUUUCCCCAUCCAUCCACCUUCUCUCUUCUCAAGGGUCUGUCUACACAGUCAGAGCAGGUGUAGGCACACCUGAGCUAGCGUUACUCUAGCUAGCGUGGGUAACCAUCGCAGGGUAGAUGCGGCAGGUGGGCCAUUUGUCCAAUUUUAAGCUGUGCUGUGCUGUUUUUCUGUGGUUGGGCCUCUGUCCAGCACUGGGAUAAAGCCAGACAUGGGUUUGUCCAGAAUCAGGAGCAGAGGACAUCCUGUUGAAGAAUCCGCCUCUCUGCCCCUGCCCGUGUGACUGGGGUCAGGGGCAGUGAAGCCUCCCCCAAAGUAGGGGGGUAGGGAUGCAAACCCCCUCCAUGGCACCACCCCUGCCCCUCCUCUUAUCAGCAAGUCCCGACCCCUGGCCAAGCCAGAAGUGGGGCUGGGGAGCCCGGGCCCCUCCACUUGCUCAGGGUACAGGGGGCUUGAGAGUAGCCCCUGACCCUUGUUCCCCACCCCAAGCCCUGCGCCCAGGGAAGGUGGAGGAUCGGUGGCUCCCCUGGGCUUCUGUUUCUGGUCUGGCCAGAGAGCGGGGUCUCAGGGAAAGAGGAAGUGCAGGGACAGGGCCCAUGGCAAAAAGUGGCCCCUGACCCGCCCUGUUCUAGCUCCCCUGACUGGGGUGCUCUUCAACAUGGCAUCCAUAGGGUCACGCCAAAGGGGCAGUUUCACACAGCUGGUGUCGGCUCCAUGCCAUUCCCAGAAGUACUGGAACGUCUGGUAUUUCUGGGGAUGCAUCAGUGGCCCCCUUAACAUCUGGUGGCCCAGGCUAGCCACCCCAGUACUAGCCUGCCAGAAUCCCAGGGUGCCUAUUCAGAUUGCCAGCCCAUGAAGAAGUCCAUCUCACCCUUUUCUACACUGCUAUGGUUACUCACGCUGGCUAGACCAAAUUAACGGGGACAUGCCGAGCCAUUCUGCAGUCACACCUUCACGUGCCCAUGCUGAGCUCAGAAGUGUUGGAAGCCACAGUCAGUUUGUCUUGGUGUGAGCAGGCAUUGUGCCAUCGCUCUGACCAUACCUGUGCGAGAACGUGCUAGAGAACCACCAAGCAGCGGUCGGAUUUGAGCUCACUCCUAUUGUGUUUGAUUAAGAAACGUGCGUGCAAACAGAAGACCACCUCACCUGUCCAAAUUCCCCUCUUAGCUGAAGUCCGAUUGCAUUGUCCUGGGGCGGCGGACACUCCUGCUUCUCUAACCCCCCUGUUCUCAGUUCCCCCACCCUUUCCAUUUAGAUACUCAAAGUUUCUCUGCCGGACAUCGCCAACGGGCCCUUUGUUCUGCUCAAUUCUGAUCAGGCAUAAGGUUCAUUCCUGAAAAGAGUCCCAGCUUCGCCGCCUUGUGCGUCCAAAACCGCAGAGCAAAGAGAAAACCAUCAGUGUGAGAAUUUUGCUAGCAACGUAGAUACAUUUUCAUUAGGAUGCUGAGAAAUUUCUGGGCUGGAGCCUCAGAAGGUGUUGAUGGAGCCGGUUUCCACCAGCCGUAGAUCUGGCCCAUGCUGCCUGACCCACUAAAACCAAAUACAGCCACCACAUCAGUUUUGCCUUAAAGACUUGGGGUUAACUAUUGCUCGGGCUCCCAUCCCCAGAGAUUCCUGCCACAUUGAACAUGGAUUGCAUGUGGGCUGUGAGGACCUGAUUCUGAUGGCCUCGCAGUGCCUCACGUCAUGAGCCAGGCCUGCAUUGGCUUUCUAAAUCCAGGGAGCCAAGUGUUAGUGUGAGGACGGCCGUCAGAACCGGACCCUUACGGCUGGCUCUUGCUGCCCGUAUCACAGGAGAGCCACAGGGUGAAUCCUGUCGCUGGUGAUCAUCUGAUUCCCCCCCCCCCCCCCCUGAAAUAUUUUGGGGCUGUGUCUGAGUAGCCACUCGCCAGUGGGACGAAGGCCUCGGCAGCCUGCUUACUGAGUAGUAGCUGGCACUGCAUGUUACCCUGGUUGGGAUGGCUUUGAGCAGUAAGGCCCAGAGCCACAAGAAUCAUAGGACUGGAAGGGACCUUGAGAAGUCAUCUAGUCCAGUCCCAUGUCUCAUGGAGUAUUCGGAUACUCACGGAGCAGCAAGAGGAUUAGGCAUUGUGCUUUACCCACCCUGCUUCACAGGCAGCUGUGGGGUCCGUCAGUACCGUCCUGCUACUCCUGCCUGGCGUCAGGCUUGGAGCGAGGGGAGAGCCCAGCUCAUUGAAGGCCGCUUGGGGAGGAGAGCAGAUCUCCAGCUCUGGGAGGGCGGCUGAGCCUUCCAGAGCUCAGCCUAGGGAAAGGCAGGAGAGUUGUGGGACCAUGUCGGGGGUCUGUGUCAGCCGUGAAUGACCUGACCCUGCUGCUGAGUUAGUCUGCUGCAAGUGGUGCCCUGCCUGAAGGGGGCGACUGUUUGGGAAUCGACCUUUUGUUUCUUACAUCUGACUGCGGACCUAGCGCUGACUUGUCCGGAGCCUAGAAGCAACCUGACCGAAGCUGCCUAGUGCCUACUGAUUUCAAUGGGGGUUAGGCACCUAAAUACCUAUGAGGAUCUGGGCCUUAGAGGGCUACUAUCUCCAAGUAGCCUCAGGUGAAGAGGUUAAAAAAAAAAAAAAAAAAGAAACCCAAAACAACCCCAAACUGUUUUUCUUCCCCCAAGUACAAAAGAAGUGUCUGCAAACGAGUUUUUUUUUUUUAUGUCUACGUAAAUAAAGAAAGACCCGUUGGCUGGAUUGUUCACACCUGUGCUGGCUCCAGGUAUGAGAAAUAUUAGCCUGAAAGGGAACAGGACAAGAGAGAUGGAAAAGACUGAAGAGAAGGAUUUGUGCUGACGGGUAGCAUUGCUCCAACAUACCUGCUGUUUAUGGUACACGGUGCUGCAAGGGAGGCUAGGAACAUCUAUUCUAUAUGGAGAUUAAUUGUAACAAAUCUAUGGCAAUGUAGGACUUCAUCCAGGUCACCAUGCUGCAUCAGGUGGUUGUUUGGAAUUUCAGGGUGAUAGAGCCACUGCUCCAGGCUUCUACAGCGUGAGCUCAGAGUGAAUUUCCUUUAGCAGCUACCAGUACAGUGUCUAUGACCCACAGUGGAGCAGUUCUGAUUCCACCCACCAGAGGGCAGGGGUGCAGCUGCACCCUGGCUGGUUCUUGAUGUUAUGAUGCUAGUCAGGAAAGUCUCAGUGUGCAGCAACUCAAAGCUUUCCCGGGAGCUUGCAGAGUUUGUGACACAUAGAAGGGAACGAGGCAGCCCGAACUAGUAAAUGGCUGUGAAAAAUUCCACAUACAGAGCAUGGCUAUUUCACCUUCCAAAAAUAGCGAGGCUGCUGACUUUAAGAUGCCAAUUUUAAACUGGAGGUAAAGAAUGUAAACUUUCCUUCGCAGGCCUGUAUGGUUUUGUGUCCCAAGCCAAGAACCCAUGGAAACAGGGGCGAGGUACUUAUAAUGAAACUUUAAAUAAAAUUAGUUUUAAAAAAGUACGCAUUCCUGUGGACACUUAAAAUCCAUACAGACUAGAAUAAAAUGCUCUUCAUAGCUGCUAUUCCCAGCUGCCUUUAAACUGUUUAAAGUUCUUUUAACUAUAUAUGGUAAAUGGACAUGCCAAACCAUGGGUGCGCCUUGUCUGAAAUGCCUGCCUCCUUGCCUGGGGGAGUGAAAAAAUCAAGAGACUUCUCAAAUAAAGGCUCUGCUUCUCCUUUACCCUGCACCAGUGCUAACUCAGUGUAAGAGACAGCUGUGCGGGAAGCGCUUUCUGUUUCACGAGAUAGCCUGCAAUUUUGAAUUUUUUUUUCCCCAUUCCAGAACAAAAACAAAACAAUUAAAAAAUUUCCCGUGAAACAAAAUUUGGAGGGUGGCGGGCCGGGGGACUAUUUUGGGUGGCUUGCAGUGUUUCACUUGGAUUUCAGCUUUUUCAAAAACGUUAUUUUCUGUGGACUAAAGCCAAACGAUUGGACGAUCAUUUUGAAAUGGAACUUGGCACGUUCGGUUCCAGAAGGGGUAAAAUGGAACAUUCCGACCUUAGCGGAAUGCGCCAUUAUAAUUUUGGUUCUGAAGUGAAAUAGUCAAAAUUGACACGUUCCCGACAAACAUUUUGAUUUGGAUGAAACGGCAUUUGCCGAAGGAAAAACGUUCCCCUCAAAAACUUCCCAGCAGCUCUAGUGGCAGACACUGCCAUUCUGAGCAGGGAGCACUUGAUAUCCUCUUGGCCUUGGGGAAAAUGCUAUACAAAGGUGCAGGGUACCAGAGAACUGGGCCCAAACUCUGACAUGUUUAAUGCUCAGUGUGCCUUGCAAAGAGUAAGAAAGCAGGUAAUGAAUGGACGAAAGCUACUAAAUUAAACUGAAACGAAAACCACUGUAUUCUCUAUCCAUCCUUCACUGCUGAUUUGGAGUCAGUGCUGAUAUAAAAGGCCCAGGGAUCGAUUACAGAAACCUGCCUUCAUCUUGGUUUCUGUGUGAAAUCUGAGGUGAUGUCUUCACCCUUCAUGAGACCUUUCUAUGUCCUGAAUUUAGAACCUGGAAUGCUUCCAGGGACAAUAUAUUUCUCAGAUCUCACAGAGAAACGAAGGUGUCCUGAUCAACCAAUACUGUCAAGGGGAGGGUGUGUUUGGUCAAUAGGUACCGGGGACCUAUGGUUCACACACACCAUCUAAUAGAUCGCAGCAACUGUUGAGAACUAGAAAUCUCAAUAUCUGGGUGGGCUAAGUAUCAUACGCUAUACGCAGAAUGUAAUGGUCCUGUACUAUCUCCUAGAGCAUGUGCUGCAGUGUAAGUGUCCAAUAGUCCUUUUACAUACAGAAAGCUGCACAGUACGCACACUGGUCCUGCGUAUGGCUCUCUCGUACAUUGCAAGUUGCAAACGGCUCCCGAGUAAGUUGUGUUAGUAAGGAGUCCUUGUUUUAUCUCCCCUUUCAUAAGGACCGAUGCCUUGUUUGCCUUCACAAAUCGUUCAGUCUUCCACUUGCCCAGCUGUCUAGCACUUCCACUGCCUCUUUGUGUUCUCCAGGAUGGACUGAGCGAAGCCGAUGCCAGGGGUGUUUUCCAAAAUCUUCAAGUGUAACAGUCCCAAACUCUAACUGGUGGCGUCACCUGGCAGCCUGUCACUGUGCUGCCUCUGAACAAACGUUAAUAAAGUAUUUCGCCCCAGAACCACACUAAAUCUUCUCUGUGUGACUAUUACUCCAUGAUUCGUAUUCUUUGAACCAAAAUGUUUAUUGCGGCAACAGAUGCACCAGACUGUCACUCCGCUGCUUUUACUGUCUAUUGCUUUUGCUGGGCAUUUAGGAGUCUGGCAUUUCUGCUAAGAUUUCAGCUGCCUCACCACUUUGUGCUCCAUAAUAUCAUCUUUGACCUUUCUUGCCAUGUCAUAAUAAUAAAAGAGUAUGAAAUUAA
This is a messenger RNA of Chelonoidis abingdonii (Abingdon island giant tortoise), 6117 nucleotides long. RefSeq names its product MLLT11 transcription factor 7 cofactor (gene MLLT11). The record is from RefSeq and is a predicted model, not a curated record. Gene Ontology annotation, cellular component: cytosol; nucleoplasm. Gene Ontology annotation, biological process: positive regulation of DNA-templated transcription; positive regulation of mitochondrial depolarization; positive regulation of release of cytochrome c from mitochondria. Lineage: Eukaryota; Metazoa; Chordata; Testudines; Testudinidae.